UUCUCUCUUGUGCUUUCUCGGAAAGAUGUUUGCUCUCCUGGGCUUAGUGGCUACCUUGCUGACCCUUGGAGCUGCAGCUCCACUACAGGAAGCAAAGAGCCGCAACAAACUUCUCCUGGUCUCUUUUGAUGGUUUUCGGUGGAAUUAUGACCAGGAUGUAGAUACUCCCAAUCUAGAUACCAUGGCCAGAGAUGGGGUGAAGGCAAAGUAUAUUACACCUCCCUUUGUCACCCAGACAAGCCCGAUCCAUUUCACUCUGGUUACAGGACGAUACAUUGAGAAUCAUGGGGUGAUUCACAAUAUGUGGUUCAACACCACCACCGGGCAGAAGCUUGCUUAUUAUACCACCCAGGGGAGGUCUGACUGGUGGGACAACGGGAGCCUCCCAAUCUGGAUCACAGCGCAAAGGCAGGGCUUGAAGACAGGGUCCCUCUUCUUCCCUGGAGGGAAUGCAACCUACCAAGGUGAACAGGUCAAUGUUAAGAAGGUGGAGAAGCUCCUUCACAAUUAUGGCAAUGAGACUGAAUGGAAGGGGAACAUUGACAUGGUCAUGAAGUGGUUCUCUGAGGAUGAUCUUGACUUUGUUGCCCUUUACUUUGGAGAGCCUGACUCCACAGGUCACAAAUAUGGCCCAGAAUCCCAGCAAAGGAAGGACAUGGUCAGUCAGGUGGAUCGGGCAGUGGGUUAUUUGAGACAGCGUAUAUUGGACUAUGGCAUGACAUCGACACUCAACCUGAUCAUCACCUCUGACCAUGGCAUGGAAACAGUAAUCAAAGAAAAUGAAAUUGUCCUCCGCAAUGUAGCAAACUUUUCCUUUUCAGACAUUCAGUUUGAGAUGCUAGAUUACGGGCCACAAGGGCUACUGGUGCCAAAACCAGGGAAACUGGAACAAGUUUAUGAAGUCCUGAAAACAGCUCACAGCAAACUCCAUGUCUAUAAGAAGGAGGAAUUCCCAAAGAGAUUCCACUAUGCCAACCACACUCGCGUCACCCCACUGGUAUUGUAUGGAGACCCUGGAUACGUGAUCAAUGGGAGACUCAAAGUGCAAUUCAAUAAGGGGGAGCAUGGUUUUGACAAUGAAGAUAUGAACAUGAAGACCAUUUUCCGAGCUGUGGGACCAGCUUUUGAGAGAGGGCUGGAAGUGGAACCAUUUGAAAGUGUGGAUGUUUAUGCUCUCCUCUGCAAACUGCUAGAGAUAGUUCCUGAGCCACACGAUGGAAACGUGAAUGCCACGCAGGCAAUGCUGGCCAAAAGUGCAGGGACCAGUCUGACUUCUCUGAACACUUGGAAACUGGCGUUGGCUUUGGGCUUGAGUACCUUUCUGAGACUCACAACUGGUAUUUCGGGUGGUAUGUUUUUGUAAGACUUUUCACCAGCUUCCCACGAGAGACAUCAGCCAGUGAUAAUAAGUGUUGCAGCACCUGGCUAGAACAAGAAGACAAUCCCAAUGAGCAACAGAAUGGAAUCAGGAAACACCUCCCAAGGUUUCUCUUGGAUCUAUAAAGAAACUUAUUGUGUUCAUUCCUCACAGCAGGCACACCUGUAUGAAUUGAAACAACUCUAAUGAGUUGAUCCCUUUCUGGUUAUGAAAUGCCCUCAAGCACACCAACUCUUGACAUACUAUCAAUCAAGACACACAAUGUAUGAAAUAAUUAGGAUGCAGAAAAAAAACAGUGUUGAUAUAUUUGGAUCACAAUUGCCCCCACUGAGUGUUUUUUUCCUGCUUCAGCUUACUUCAGGGAUGAGAAACCAAGGUGCCAUGUUAGGUACGAAUGACUGCAAAGCUGAGCAAAGGAAAGCCAUGGACACUUCACUGCUAUAUGCAUCCAUCUUUUAUUUCUGCUGAAACUAUUGUCCACUUUCUGAAACAGAGAAAGGAGACAGGUAGAUGGGUUAUGUGGAGAGCAGCACCAAGUUCACAAAUUGGCCAGUGCUAUCCUUCAAGGAACAACCAGGUAUUGUGAGCAGAUUGCCCAGGGAGAUCAUCCAAGGCAGCCUACCCACAAUGCCUGGUUCACAAAAAGAACCUCUCAGAACCAGGCAUUUGUGUCUGCUCCAGAUUCAGACCAGUCAUGCCAGAAGCCCUUCUGUUGUGAGAGCAAGAAAUGGCAUGGUCUGCAACACUACAUUGGUUAAGGUGGCAACCUGGUUGUGUCUACUGAAUGGGUUGAGAAUUUAAUGCACCCCCACCUAUCCCUAUGAUAAUUCUCACAUCUCUUCUUUGUUGGAGCUGCGCUGCUAGAGAAAGGAGACCUGGAGCAUGGUCUGAGCAAAAUGGGACACCCAAUCUACAGGAUCCAAAGGCCUCUCAGCCCAUAUCUAUAAGGGGAUAACCACCAGAACAGAAGCUCAAAUUUUAUUUUAUUUUUUACUCAAAUAGGUAAAUCUCAGGAUUUUGAAUCUCAGGGAAAGAGGGCUGUUCUGGAAAAAAGGUUUGUUUUCGAUUCUAUUUUUUCGUGGCUCCCAUUAAUUCAGGCUCCUUUGGAUUAGCUGCUAUAGACUCUUCAGAGGACUCUUCCUUUUCCCUCUCUCCUGUGUCUCUUUUAUUAGACUGAUAUAUUUUAUGUUUUGACUUGUUGUGCUUAAUGACACCACCAUAUCCUACCCCCACCUGUGUGACAUUACCAGACACUCCACCUCUCAGAUUUUGGGUGUGCGAUUUCAGAGAUGUUCCUGCCCUGGCAACCAUAGAAAGAAAUA
Molecule: messenger RNA, 2700 nt
Organism: Anolis sagrei ordinatus
Lineage: Eukaryota; Metazoa; Chordata; Lepidosauria; Squamata; Anolidae
Gene: ENPP7
Product: ectonucleotide pyrophosphatase/phosphodiesterase 7
Source: RefSeq, a predicted model, not a curated record